AUGUUCCACCCUCUAGAUCCUCUUUCGCCCGCCGAGCACCGCAAGGCGUCCCAGAUCCUGAGGAACUACCAUGCACCGGUUCCCGUCCGCUUUAAGGCCAUUGACUUGCUGGAAGCGCCCAAGCAGGAUCUUCUGGCGUAUCUGCAGGAUGGGAAGUUCGAGCUGCAGCCGCCGCCCCGCAAAGCCUACUCGUACUAUCACAGGAACGACGAUGGGACCCUUCGCAAGGCGACGAUCAAUCUCGCGACCGAGACGAUUGAAUCAGAUACGGAACAUCCCGAAAGUCAGGGCCCAGCUGAUAUCGAUGAAAUUGAUCGAAUCUACAAUUUGUGCAAUGCACAUCCUGCGAUCCAAGAGGAGAUCAAGAAACUUAAGUUGCCAGACGGGGCUUACGUGACAAAUGACCCUUGGACAUAUGGCACGGAUGAUCCGAACGAACGCCGUCGGUUGUACCAAUGCUACAUGUACAUUGUUCUGAAGGACGAUCCUGAAGCAAACCACUACUCCCUCCCGGCGCCGUUUGCGCCCAUUUUCGAAGCUAAUACGUUCGAACUUCUUAAAAUCCAAAGGCUUCCGCUUGGAGUUGAUGCGCAACUGGAUGAAGAAAUGAAGCCCUGGGAUCCCGUCAAGCCUGUCGAAUAUAGCGCAUCACUGCUAGGUGACUCAUACUUUCGCAGGGACCUCAAGCCCUUGCAUAUAGUCCAGCCACAGGGGCCUUCAUUUCAAAUCGAUGGCCGGCAUGUUUCCUGGCAGAAAUGGACAUUCCACAUGGGCUGGACAGUUCGUGAAGGACCUGUGCUGAACAAUGUGUUUUAUGAUGGAAGGUCCCUUUUCCACCGCGUGUCUAUGAGUGAAAUGACCGUCCCAUAUGGCGAUCCACGCUCACCCUAUCACCGCAAACAGGCGUUUGAUUUGGGUGAUUCGGGAUUCGGAAUUACUUCCAAUACUCUGACACUGGGUUGUGACUGCCUCGGCCACAUCGCCUACUUCGAUGGGAUUCGCACAUCUGGUUCUGGAGAGCCAGUAGUCAUGAAGAAUGUUAUCUGCAUGCACGAGGUGGAUAAUGGAAUUGGCUGGAAGCACACCAACUUCCGCAACAACAAGGCAUCCAUGGUCCGGAACCGCCAACUAGUUAUUCAGUGCACCGCAACAGUCAUGAAUUACGAGUAUGUCCUCGCUUUUGUUCUGGAUCAAGCUGCCAACCUUCAUAUCGAGGUCAAGGCCACCGGUAUUGUCUCGACGAUGCCAAUCCGUCAGAACACGUAUUCUCCUUGGGGAACUGUCGUUGCCCCUGGCGUACUAGCCGCGAACCAUCAGCACCUUUUCUGCCUGCGAAUCGAUCCGGCCCUUGACGGAGUACAGAACAGUGUCGUUUAUGACGACCUGGUCCCUGUCCGUGGGGAGCCCGACCUUGACCCCUUCGGAUGCGCCUUUCGGGUCCAAACUGUCAAUAUCACUCAGCCGGGCGGGUAUGACCUGGACGUCAGUCGGUCCCGGACGUACCGAAUUAUCAAUCCCAAGCACAUCAAUCCUGUUUCAGGCCAGCCAGUCUCCUACAAGCUACAUGCAGCGCCAAGCCAGAUGCUCAUGAUGGGCAAACAAACCUUCAACUACAAGCGGGGAGUUUUCUCUUCCCGACCAAUCUGGGUGACGAAGUAUCGAGAUGGAGAGCUCUGGGCUGCCGGUGAAUUCACAAACCAGAGUCGCAAGGAUACUGGUAUGGAGAUCUGGGCAAACCGCAAGGAAUCUGUCGAGAAUGAAGAUGUUGUCCUGUGGCAUACUUUCGGUGUCACGCAUGUUACUCGACCUGAAGAUUUCCCCGUCAUGCCGGUCGAGGUGAUGAAUGUCUCACUGAAGCCAAGCAGCUUCUUUGAGCUCAAUCCCUCCAAUGAUGUACCACGUUCCAGCCAGAGCCAUAACCAGUCCACUAUGGUUGAACAUGAGGAGGUUAGCCUGGCUGGCUGCGGAAAGUGCUGUCUAUAA
Messenger RNA from Aspergillus tubingensis, 1983 nucleotides. Its product is annotated as copper amine oxidase, N2-terminal. The transcript is spliced from 3 exons. Gene Ontology annotation, molecular function: primary methylamine oxidase activity; quinone binding; copper ion binding. Gene Ontology annotation, biological process: amine metabolic process. NCBI's taxonomy places the organism in Eukaryota, Fungi, Ascomycota, Eurotiomycetes, Eurotiales, Aspergillaceae. The record is from RefSeq and is a predicted model, not a curated record. Bases 1 to 1983 code for a protein of 660 amino acids.